GCGACGCCGUUUGUUAGGUUGCCUGGCAGCGCAGUUAUGUUCGAACUGUAAAUGUAACAAGUUACGAAGUGCUGAAACGAUUCUCGCUUAGUUCGAGCCUUAGUGUCAGCGCGUGUUUUAACACCUUACGCAAACAUCAUGGCUGACUCAGAAAAACAGCCCGAACAACCUAAGGCUGUUCAGCUUAAAUUAGUCAUCGCAAAUAAGGUUAUGGGAACAGUGAAGUGGUUUAAUGUCAAAAGUGGAUAUGGUUUUAUCAACAGAAAUGACACCAAGGAAGAUGUUUUUGUCCAUCAAUCGGCUAUUAUUAAAAACAACCCAAGAAAGGCCGUGCGCAGUGUUGGCGAUGGUGAGGUCGUCGAAUUUGACGUAGUCAUUGGAGAAAAGGGUCACGAAGCCGCUAAUGUGACCGGACCAUCUGGUGAAGCAGUAAAGGGUUCACCCUACGCUGCUGAUAAACGUAGGGGUUAUCGCGGAUGUCAUUGGAUAUAUCCACGACGUGGAAACGUUCGAUCACAACGUCGACCACCACGCGAAGGACAAGAAGGAUACGAAUCCGCUGAUGGAAAAACGGGUGAAGAAGGGAAUACCAACGAGAGUGGUGGCCAGCAACGUCGUUAUAGACCACGACGUAAUUAUGAUUAUUAUUACACCCCGGCUAAUCGGCAUUCCGGGUCUAACCAGCAGCAACAAGGUGAAAAUGCUGGUGAGGGUGGUGAGCAAGGAGGAAAAGGUACCGGCGAGGGAGGUGCUCCACGUGGUGGCGGACGCGGUCGUGGAGGACCACCACGACGUUUCUUCCGCCGAAACUUCCGCGGAGGAAGAGGUGGUGGACCACCUAGACGCCCACGCAACCAGGACGGUCAGGUGACCGAUGACGAAGUUGGUGCCGGCGAGGGUGGACAAACAGAUGGUGUACAAAGAAUUCCACGUCCUCGAUACAGACGACGAGUACCAACAUCUCGACUAAAUAAUAGCCAGCAGACGGCAAAUAAAGAAAAUCUACGACCUUCUGCUGUUAACAAAAUUCAUCCUGCCACUUCUAAUUCCCAGACACAGAAUAUUAUCACCACCAUCACUACCAAGACACUUCCUGAAGUUUCCGAUAAGCACAUCAAAUCGGAGCAGAAGUCGGAUGCACCUAAAGAUAAGGAUGCACCUGCCGCUGCCCCUGCUCCACAGGAAAGUCAACAGGUGCAAAAUACCACCACUGAAAGUACUGCUUAAAGAAGAAGUAAAAAUUGCUACCAACACUACAGAUAUCAAUCCUUUUAAUAAAUAACACCAACGACACCCGUUAUACGCCGAAGCAAAUAGCAACAGCAGCAUAAUAACAUCAGCAGAAUGCAGUAAAGCAACAGCAAACAGCAACAGCAAGCAGCAAUACAAGCAAAAGCAGCAAUAAAAAGCAACAGGAAUAAAAAAAAAAGUAAAAUAACAUAAAAAAAAAUAUUAAAGAAGCAUUCAAAAAGAGAAGAAAAGAAAAAAUAUAUUUCACAACAACAGCAAGAACAAAAAAUCACAAAUAAGAAAUUAGAAAAACAACAACAACAAAAACACGACUCCACACUCUCCCCACGAAAAUUAAAAACUUUGGGGUAUGUAACGGCUAAUAAGAACGCCCUCUCCCCCCACCCGACCCCCGCUAAAGAGGUAAACAAAAAGAAAAAUAAGAUUUUUUGACGAGAGGCCGGAUUGAAGAAAACACAUGGGGUAUUUUUCAAAUGAUAAAAAGCAUUAAAAAAAUUUAUUCCACUUUAAGUAACCAAAUUUUACUUUUGUUUUUUCCAUAUUAUAUAUUUAUAACUUGUUUACUAUAACAACACGCAGCUAAUAAUACGUAUGCACUAUGUGUUGCAUCAUUAUUAAAGAAGACUCGACUCAAAGGUUUCAGAUUGAAAAACAAAAAAAAAAAAACAAAAAAAAAAACUCUCAGGUCAAAGAAUUUAUAUUUAACGUUUGAGUUGUAUCAAUAAAUAGACAAUUCAAAUUGUUCCUAAGAUCUUUCUCAACAAUUUGAAAUGUUUAAUUAAACUCUCGCGAGUUGAUUUAAUAGUAAUUAAUAACUAUGAAAAAUAAUAACGUUAUAUAUCCACUUCGUGGUGUGGACAAAAAACAUAACAAUACAAAACAAAACUAAACAAAAAAAAAAACAAAACAAAACCAAAAAAUGAAAGCAAAAAUUAUCUGUGCUCUGGUGUUAAUUGUUUUAAGGUAUACCGAAUAAUAAAUAAAUAAUAGGGACGACGAUACCGAGAAGAUGAACGAAUUCUCGUGUGUGUAUGUGUGCGCAUGCGUGCGUGCGUUAAAAUCUAAUUGAUUUUUUAAGAUGUAAUAAUGAAUUUUUAAUUGAAAAUUGUUUCAAAAUAUUUGAAAGAAAAAAAAAAAAAAAAAAAAAAAAAAAAAAAGAAAAAAAAGAAGCAUAUGUUAUUGAAACGAUAAUCGCUAAUGAAAAUUCUUUUCAGAUAAUAUAGAAUUUUUACCGAACUCUCUUACUUAGGAAAAAUAAAUAAAGAAAAAUAGGAAAUGAGGAAAAAAAUACCGAUGCGUUUGUACGAAGCAAUAAUUAAACAAACAAAAAAAAAACACAAAAAAAGCGACUGUUUUGUCUGCAGUAAUAAAAAUGAUUAAGUUUUGUUCACGUUUUAUCGUAUUCAUUAGUGCAUACACACGCGCACUCACAUAUGUUUAUAUAUAACAUAUAUAUAUAUAUAUAUGUGUGUGCGCGCGUAUUCUUUUUUUUAAUUUUCUUUUUCGGUUUUUCUCAUAAAACUCAUUGAAAACGUUACUUGUACAAUAUCUUUUUAUUUAUUUUUUUUUUUUUUUUUUUUUUUUUUCAUUUUUUUUCUCGAGUUUGUUGAGAUUUUUCCCAUUUCUCUUUUUGCGCUGUUUAUUUAAAAAAAAAAAAAAAAUAAUAAUAAUGGUCGUAAUUAUACAUAAUUUUUCCGAAGUAUAAAUAUAUAUUGCAAAAAUGUUAAAAAAAGAAAAAACUGAUAGGAAUAUUCAAAGCGAGUUAAUAAUAAAACUUUCAAAUCGUUCGUCUUUUCGUACCGUGGAUUGAGGAAAAUCAUUAGUUAAAAAAAAAUCAUUUGUAUUAGAAAAGAAAGAAAUCAAUUAUAAUCAUUUAAAAACCUUUUUUCUCCUCUUCAAUUUUAAUAAAAAUUCUUUUCUUUUUUUUAAUUAUAAAAUAUUUUCUUAUUAAUGAAUCUUAUACACCAACAGUCCAAAUAUAAAUCAUGUGCGCCCAAUCAAUGUAAAUGCGUUGGUAUAAAAAAAAAAAAACAAAAAAAGAAACCAACCAUCAUCAUAA
Messenger RNA from Polistes canadensis, 3310 nucleotides. It is a transcript of the gene yps, whose product is annotated as nuclease-sensitive element-binding protein 1. The coding region runs from base 139 to 1227 and encodes 362 amino acids. Lineage: Eukaryota; Metazoa; Arthropoda; Insecta; Hymenoptera; Vespidae. Gene Ontology annotation, cellular component: nucleus. The record is from RefSeq and is a predicted model, not a curated record. The transcript is spliced from 8 exons. Gene Ontology annotation, biological process: regulation of gene expression. Gene Ontology annotation, molecular function: nucleic acid binding.